AUGGAGAAGAAGACCAAGAAGGAAGAAGGAGAAGCUGAGAAAGCAAGACAAGAAGAAGAAGAAGAAAGGAAGAAAAACAGAGAGACAGAGAGAGCAACGGUGAAGGGUCUUCCACACGAGCAAGUUCCUCAGCCCGGGAAAGAUUUCUCCAGCGAAGCUCUCGAGAAUCUCCAAAAUCAUCCCAAGUACUUGUCUGAAUAA
This is a messenger RNA of Eruca vesicaria subsp. sativa (arugula), 201 nucleotides long. The record is from the annotation of a GenBank genome assembly. Lineage: Eukaryota; Viridiplantae; Streptophyta; Magnoliopsida; Brassicales; Brassicaceae.